Molecule: messenger RNA, 2007 nt
Organism: Aspergillus alliaceus
Lineage: Eukaryota; Fungi; Ascomycota; Eurotiomycetes; Eurotiales; Aspergillaceae
Exons: 4
Coding region: 1-1881 (626 amino acids)
Molecular function (GO): FAD binding; oxidoreductase activity
Source: RefSeq, a predicted model, not a curated record
AUGUCUUUAGUAGCUCUUGGACUCCUUGUCCUGGUUGUGCAGAGUGCUGGUAGCAAACAUUGCAAGUGUGUCGGUGUCCCCCAGUCGUCUGCACCCGAUGAGGAAUGCUGGCCAUCCUUAACCGACUGGGCCAAGCUGAAUGACGCUGUUUCCGGCAGAUUAAUUCGAAAUACCCCCGUUGCUGAGCCAUGUUCUUAUGGUGACGAUGACGGUCGGAAGCUAUGUCAGAGCAUAGUCGAUCAGUGGUCCAAUUCGACGUUCCAAUCCCUCCAGCCAAGUGGAUAUUGCUACCCUCUUGAUUAUGCAUGCCCUAUUGUCCCUGUACCAAAAGACACACUGAACAGUGAUUGCCAUCUCGGCCCAGCGCCAGUGUAUACAAUAAAUGCAACCGAACCGGAAGAUGUAGCGGAGGGAAUCCACUUUGCCAAAGAACAUAAUCUGAGGGUGGUGAUCAAGAACACCGGUCACGACCUACUAGCAAGAUCGCAAGGAUACGGUAGCCUCCAAAUAUGGGUCAAGUACAUUCACGACGGGAUUGAAUACCAUGAAGCGUACCAGGCCGCGGGCCAGUGCGAAUCCACCAAUUGGGCCGGCAGCGCUUUCACCGUUCGAGGAGGCUACCUGUGGGGCGAUCUCUACGCGGAAGCAUUUGAACGAAACCUGGUAGUAGUUGGUGGUCAGGAUCCGACGGUCGGUGUCAUAGGCGGUUACCUCCAGGGCGGCGGGCAUUCACCAGCAAGUCGUGAUUUUGGGCUCGCCGUCGACCAGGCUUUGGAAUUCAACGUUGUCCUAGCAUCUGGGGAGCUCGUCACGGCUAGUGCCUGCGAGAAUAGAGAUCUGUUCUUUGCCUUGCGUGGAGGAGGUGGUGGCACUUACGGGGUAGUAGUUUCCGCUACCCUGAAGGCUCACCCAUCGCGCCCGGUCGUCACACAUUCCCUCGUUGUCUACCCAUUACCCAAUCGGAAAGAUCCUCUGGCAGCAACUAUGGCCUUGAUUGACGUUGUUGCGGAAAUUAUGUCCGCAUAUCCUGCUUUAUCCGACGGGGGCUUUUCAGGGUACGGCGGAUGGGGUGUGGAGAAGGUCGAUUCCCCCAUUGCUGGAUCCCCACUACCGGUCAGGGAGAAUGGAGGCUACUCUCACGUUUUCGCAAAGCUAGACAGUGGCGAUGACGCCUUAGAGCGAGCGCAGUCAUUUAUGUCGGCGACUCUCAUGCAGCGUUUGCGAAAGUACAAUUACUCCGAACUUAUGGUCUCCGAAUCCUGGGAGCAAUAUCCUACAUUCGGAGACUACUACAUGGCAGCCACAAGAGCCGAGCAGCAAGUUGGAUACAGCAAGAUGGCUAUCACGUCACGUCUUCUUGACAAGGCUGCGUUGACGGGCGACAUAGCACAGCUGAAGGAGAUGCUACGUAUCACCUCAACAAAUUCCCCCGAUGCGCCCGAGAAGGCAACGAUAUGGACUAUGCUAUUCCUUGUGGGUGGGGGCAAAGUCCUUGAGGACCCCACGGCUCCCUCGACAGAUCGUUAUGUCGGGGUUCAUCCGGUUUGGAGAAGGUCCUACCUUCUCGCUAUCCCGACGUCUAUAUUGCCUGAGGAUGCCAGCGACUGGUCCCUUAAGAAGAUGCAAGUUGAUACAACGUAUCGGAAAACCGAUGCGAUGAGGCGGCUGGCACCCAAUACGGGUAGCUAUCUGAACGACGGCGACAGACACAGUCCUUGGUGGCAAACUGACUUCUUUGGAGAUAACUACCCUCGACUCAGAGCGAUUAAGGACGAAUACGAUCCGGAACAUGUAUUCUACUGUCCCACCUGUGUCGGAAGUGAAGAGUGGAGGGAGGUGCCGCUGGAAGGCAAGGUCUAUGGUUCCCUGUGUAAGGUGUGAAGAUAGUGCUCGCUGGUUGUAGUAUAUUGUGCGUGCUGUAUGAUCAGCGAAGGAUUGUGAAUACUCGAGACUGUCCAACUCAGGUUCUGCUUACAGACUGAGCCAUCUUUGUGAUGAGCAUUUGUC